Messenger RNA from Neocloeon triangulifer, 2007 nucleotides. Its product is annotated as sphingomyelin phosphodiesterase-like. The record is from RefSeq and is a predicted model, not a curated record. Lineage: Eukaryota; Metazoa; Arthropoda; Insecta; Ephemeroptera; Baetidae. Gene Ontology annotation, molecular function: acid sphingomyelin phosphodiesterase activity. The coding region runs from base 72 to 1937 and encodes 621 amino acids. Gene Ontology annotation, biological process: ceramide biosynthetic process; sphingomyelin catabolic process. Gene Ontology annotation, cellular component: lysosome. The transcript has 10 exons.
UCACAGUGACAGUUAAGAGUGUCAAGAAAAAAAAGAAUAAGCUUCAAACUUUGGACAGCCUUUGAUGAAAAAUGAUUCUUAGGGCAUUCUUCCUGUUUCUCGUUGCGUCUUUGGCAACCUGCGAUGCCCUUCAGGAUGACGACAUCGUGGACAACUUUUUGUCUUUCACCCAGGACUACAAUGAGUAUUACAAAUCAGGAAAGAUGAGUGUGCGAUUGCAGGAAACAAUGGACCUCAUCCGCUUGCAAACUCCGUGGAAAGGCGCCAACCCAAAAUUUGACCCUUUGUUUUUGCAAUUAAUUUCUCCUGAACAAAAGGCGCCGAUAACUUGUCUUUUGUGUGAUACACUGGUCAACCAAGUUCUUGGAUGGAUCGAAGCUGGUGAAACAAGAGAACAAUUGGUCGAGCGAGCCGUCACCAUUUGUCUGGACUUAAACAUCCAGAAGGAAAACGUCUGCAGGGGAUUGAUAGAGAGCAAUAUUGACAUACUUCUGUUUAUCUACGCUAACCGAGAAGUACGAGCGGUUGAUGUCUGCGGCAUGGCUUUAUUCCCUGACUGUCCUCUGGACAACCCAAUGUUCAAUUGGACCGUGGACAUAUCCAUCGCAGGACCAAAACCACCUGUUACGACCCCUAUACUUCCCCCAGAAGGUUCACCAACUUUCAAAGUGCUCCACAUAAGCGAUUUGCAUUUGGAUUUGCAUUACGCGCCUGGAAGCAACGCUGAAUGUGACGAACCCACGUGCUGCAGGGCUGAUCAGGGCGCACCAGCUAACGAAAGUGCGGCGGCUGGGUACUGGGGAGACUACAGAGAUUGCGACAUGCCUUGGCACUCGUUUGUUAACAUGCUCGAGCACAUCAGAGACACGCACCCAGACAUAAGUUACGUCGUUUUUACUGGAGACGUUCCUGAUCACGUUGUUUGGAACACAUCUUUUGAGUACAACACCGAGUUGUUCACCAGCGCGUUUAGGGAAAUGUCCAGAGUGUUCAGCGUUCCCGUGUUCCCUAUUCUUGGCAACCACGGACCACACCCAUUAAAUCAAUUCGCAGGGCAAGACCUCUCAAUUCCAAGGAACGUAUCAUCAAGCUGGUUGUACGAGUUGAUGCGAGACUCUUGGUCCCAGUGGCUGCGUCCGGAAACUCACAAUGACAUUCUCAGCGGAGGAUUUUACAUGACUCAAGCCAUCGACAAUCUUUGGAUCAUUGGCAUCAACAAUAACUUCUGCUACAACUACAAUUUCUGGAAUUUGUAUGACAAUGAAGACCCUGGUGAUCAAUUGAAGUGGUUGGUUAACACACUGACCCUGUUGGAAUCGCAAGGAAGAAAGGUUCACAUUUUGGCGCACAUUCCUCCCGGUGGCGGAAGCUGCGUCAAUUCAUGGGGCAAAGAGUUCAACAAGAUUGUCCACAGGUUUGAGAGCACGAUCACAGCUCAUUUUGUCGGUCACAGCCACAGCGAUCAAUUUUACGUCUACUACGACCCAGAAGACCUUUCAAGGCCGAAUGGAGUGGCUUUUCUCAGUGGCAGCAUGACCCCGUACAGUGACCUCAACCCGCAGUACCGAAUCUAUACUAUUGAAGGAACUUACGCCGGAACUGAAUAUCGCGUGUUGGACCACGAGAAUUGGUAUUACAAUCUAACCGAGGCAAAUCUGAAUGGACCAGCCGUUCCACCCAAUUGGAGGAAAUUGUACAAUUUUAAUGAGGAAUUCGGAACCGUGGCGCAAAUACCUAGUGAGCUUGACCAGCUUAUUCACAGAAUGAUAAACGACACCAGCCUGAUUGAAAAAUACAACAGAUUCCAUGUGUCAAUGGCUGACCCUGGUCUCGCCGGAGGUUGCGACGUAGGGUGUCAGAGGGGCUUGGUUUGCAGAAUGGUCGAGACGUUGGAGGGAGAUUUGAGAAAGUGCGAGGAACUGUGGCCGCCGCAGUAAUUAUGAGUAAAAACGCGAUAGCGUUUAAUUACCGUCAACGCUAAUUGCAAUAAAAUACACCUGCAGAGUA